GCUUCAGUGCGUCAUCUUCGGGAUUCGGUGAUGCAUGAACAUUGAACAAGCGCGUGGGUUCUCCCGGUAAAAGCGUGCUUACGGGGAUCUCCUCCAGCACACGAGCUCCUCACUGCGGGUUUGCACCAUAGUCUGUAUGAACCAGACCCUAGCCUGUAUUUCAUCUUAACGUUACAUAACGGUGAUCGACAGGACCGGAGCAUCUGUCAACUCCACACAGCGGCUGUAACCUCGUCUUCCGCGAGCAUCCGGAGCUCAGAGAGCAAACCGACACAGUGAGCAUGGCGGAACCGGAGCUGUCGCCCGCGGCGGACCCGUCUCUGCGAUCCCCGCGCUCGGCCCCGCUGUCCCUGUCGUUCCCGUUCCUGAGAGAAGGCAGCCGUGUUUGGGAACGAGCCGCACUGCAGCCCGGGGAGUUACCGAGUCCCCUGCCCACCAAGCGCACGCGCACUUACUCCGCGACUGUCCGUGCAAACGCAGGUCCCGUCUUUAAGGGCGUGUGUAAAAACUUCUCGCGGUCGAAGGGUCACGGCUACAUCAGACCAGCUCACGGUGGAGAGGACAUCUUUGUACACAUCUCAGAUAUUGAAGGAGAGUACGUCCCUGUGGAGGGAGACGAGGUCACAUACAAGGUCUGUCCAGUCCCACCCAAGAACCUGAAGGUCCAGGCCGUGGAGGUGAUCAUCACGCACCUCAAACCAGGAACCAAACACGAGACCUGGUCGGGCCAGAUCAUCAGCUCCUAGGAUCCAGUCGGAGCAGGACUGCAGGGGGCGAGGGGGGCAGAAGAGCAUCAUGGGAAGGCUUUUGAAAGUAGAGGGAGGCAGAGAAUGUUGAGUUCAGCAGAACGAGCAACGUUACGGGAACAUCAGACCUGAAACAGACUCUGCGCAAGUAUUUAUUUCACACGUCCAUGUGGUUUGAAACGUCUCUGAAUAUACGUCACAUUCGUAACAGAAGUUUGCGUAGAGCUUGUUUGUGCUUCGACGAGUCGUCUGGUGGUGUGAGGAACUGUGAAAUCAUGGUUGAACAUCCUCAAACUGGACUGGGAAAGAAUCAAACGCAUUGUUUCGGAGGCACACGCUACACUUGUGGCUGUUAUUUUUUUUAUGCAUUAAUGUUAAAUGGAUGGUAAUAUGGUAAUAGGAGUGAAUCUCACAAAAACCUGUCCAGAUCAUAACAUAUUCACAGUUAUAUUCACCCCAAAAUCAAAAUGGAAAAAUUAAAUGAUGUCCUCCAUAAAAUUAUCAGGACAAUUAAACACAUUUCCCCCAAAAUUAAUAACACUGCAGGGAAAAAAAAUCUUAGUUAAACUGUAAAACAUUAAAUAUCAUGAUUGAAUUAGUUGUACUGGCUCAAUGCAGUUAGAUGUAUUCAUGCACUUUACAGAUUUGAAUUUAAAAAUCAUGGGAAUCAAAACUGAGAAUAAAAAUGUUUAAAAAUGUUGAUUAAAAAAAAAAACAGUGCAGCAUUCAGUGUUUUGUCUAAAAAAGUAAUGAACAUUUUUGAAGGUAGAUGCUUUAUUCUCAUAGAAGCCACAAUGCAAAAAAAAUAAAAAUCUUAAUGUCCUAAAGUCAACCUUAAUUUUCAUUAAACGAAAUCUUUUCCAUCAGAGUUCAGGGUGAAGUAAGACUCAGACGUGAUCUUGGCAGGUUCUGUGAUUUAUGCUGGAACUGAUGCAUCAUGGACUAAUAUUGCACUUGAAACCCCAAAUAUAAACUGCCAAACUGACUUCUUCUCCCAGAACUCUUUCUCGGGAGCUUUUCAGGGCAAAAAGCAGCAUUUUGUAGACAGCUGAAGAAUAACAGUCGGCUAGUAAAUGCAUUUAAACAGCAGUAGUACUAGUGACGCUAAAGAUCUCGUGUUGUUUUUGCUGUAUGUGUUGUUCAUUGUGUGAUCAGAGAUCCAGUCACGUGAAGAACGGUUGUGUUGUUGGUUUGGUCACGUGAUCAGUAGCAUGUUCUUCAGUUUGUCAUCAGAUUUCUAUGCUUCUGAAUCUCACUUGGGCUUCAACUGAUGUUUGUUUUUAAAUGUUUUUUAUUUUUAUUUUCAGCACUUUCUAGAGCUCAGAUCACUGUGGUCAACAUCAUCACCGUGUGCACUUUGCAGUACUAAUAAAAUUAAUUCAUGAUGUA
Molecule: messenger RNA, 2135 nt
Organism: Carassius gibelio (silver crucian carp)
Lineage: Eukaryota; Metazoa; Chordata; Actinopteri; Cypriniformes; Cyprinidae
Gene: csdc2b
Product: cold shock domain containing C2, RNA binding b
Exons: 4
Coding region: 282-746 (154 amino acids)
Biological process (GO): regulation of mRNA stability
Cellular component (GO): cytoplasm
Molecular function (GO): mRNA 3'-UTR binding
Source: RefSeq, a predicted model, not a curated record